AUGACGACACCUUCCAAAGCCGACUACUACGCCCCGUUACCCUUACACUUACCCCAAAGCUACGUCGUUUUAACCCCAUACUACCCCUCGCCGAACCGUGGCCGCUGCCGCAUAAUCUGCACCGUUUCAUUAAUCCUCCUAGCGGCCAUUGUGUACGCCUUUUGGCCGUCCGAGCCGGACGUGAAGAUCGUACGGCUUCGCUUGAAGCGCAUUCACAUCCACACCAUACCGCGCAUGGCCGUGGACAUUUCCAUGUUUGUGACCGUGCGGGUGCGGAACACCGACGUGUACUCCAUGGACUACAGGGCGCUUGAGGUGGCGGUGGGCUACAGGGGGAGGAGGCUGGGGCACGUGCGCUCGGAGCGGGGGCACGUGAGGGCCAGAGGUUCGUCCUACGUCGACGCCGAGCUGGACUUCGACGGGGUCGAGCUCCUGGCCGACCUGGUGCACCUUCUGGAGGACCUGGCCAAGGGUACGGUGCCGUUUGAUACUGUUACGGAGAUAGAAGCCCAGCUGGGCCUUCUCUUCUUUCAAGUCCCAUUACUGGCAAAAGUAUCAUGUGAGGUGUUGGUAAAUACGGUGAAUCAGACCAUUGCCCGUCAAAAUUGCUAUGCUGAGUGAUGAUUACAAGGUGUACAGAGCUACAAGGAUCAGGGGCUGUCCAAGUUCCCUCAGUUUGAAGCAGAUUCAUGUAUCUUUUGUAAUGAUAUGACAAUAUUGUAAUCUACUAAUCGUGUCCAACCGCGACCUUGGGGUGUAAAAAAUUAAUGUUACUGGUUUUUUUUUUUUUUUU
Messenger RNA from Alnus glutinosa, 793 nucleotides. RefSeq lists its product as uncharacterized. Lineage: Eukaryota; Viridiplantae; Streptophyta; Magnoliopsida; Fagales; Betulaceae. The record is from RefSeq and is a predicted model, not a curated record. Bases 1 to 621 code for a protein of 206 amino acids. The transcript is spliced from 3 exons. Gene Ontology annotation, cellular component: plasma membrane.